AUGGUCUGCGAUCUCAGCUCUGGCUGUUGGGACACGGGCGGCAAAAACUACGGUUCAAGAACAGAGUUUAAGCGAAAUCCUCCCUUGGCGCUCCCGUCGGGGGAACCGCAGCGAUGCUCAUUCCCCUCCGACCUCAGCGUCGGGGCCGAAGGGAUCGGGGGCGAUCGCACCCGUGGGAAAGCAGCGCGGUAUCACCGGGCCAGCGCGGACAGCUCCGGGGAGGGGGCAGCGCUGCGGGGGCGACCGGGAGAGACCCCCAGGUCGGGGAGAGAGGGGGGACGGGCGCAGCUCGGGGGGGGGGCGCGGGGCGGGCAGCUCGUGGGCUCGCCCCCGGCCCCCGGCUCGCCGUCGGCGGGCGGCGCGGAGCUGAGCUGGCUCAGCCUGGCCAGCCAGGAGGAGCUGCUGAAGCUGGUGCGGCCGCCCUACUCGUACUCGGCGCUGAUCGCCAUGGCCAUCCAGAGCGCGCCCGAGAGGAAGCUCACCCUCAGCCACAUCUACCAGUACGUGGCCGAGAACUUCCCCUUCUACAAGCGCAGCAAGGCCGGGUGGCAGAACAGCAUCCGCCACAACCUCAGCCUCAAUGACUGCUUCCGCAAGGUGCCCCGCGACGAGGACGACCCCGGGAAAGGAAACUACUGGACCUUGGAUCCCAACUGUGAGAAGAUGUUUGACAACGGGAACUUCCGUCGCAAACGCAAGCGGCGCUCUGAGCCCAACGCCCCCGCGGCCGCCUCUGCCGCCUCCUCCCUGGGGGCCCUGAAGGCUGAGGAAGAGCGACCCAUCCCAGCCACAGGCAAACCGUGUGGAAACAGCCCACCCCCAGAGCUGGACCCCUCACCCUCUGCCAGGGACCAUCCCAAAAGCUCCUCUCCCUCCAGCAUCAUUUCAUCCACCCCCAGCUGCCUCAGCACCUUCUUCAGCGGCAUGAGCUCCCUGAGCGGCGGAGGCAGCCGGCUGACGGGGGGUCUCAGCAGCGACCUGCACCACAGGAACUUCUCUGCUGGACAGCUGAGCAGUGGCACUUUCACCCCUUCCAGCAGCUCUUCUCAGGAGGUGCCUUCCCCAGACCAGCUGCAGCGGGUGGCGGGACCUUCCCCUGCCUACUACAGCUCCUUCCACCCCAGCAGCGGCAGCCAGGGAGCCCAGUACAACCACUACUACAACUUCACAGUCAACAGCCUCAUCUACACACGGGAUGGGACAGAGGUGUAGGGUGCUGGGACAGCGCUGCAAAGGGAAUGGGAGUUGGACCGUGCGCUUUUGCAAACAGCAUUUCAACGUGGACACUUCCCAGGAGUUCUUCCAGGACUACCGAUCUUCUGACCUUUCUGAAUAAGAACACCCCUUGAGCACCAGCAGAAGGCAGAUGCAAAGUUUUUUCCCCAUCCAGGAAAACGUUAGGUGGUGUAGAUUGUUUGCCAUCUAAA
Messenger RNA from Ficedula albicollis (Collared flycatcher), 1427 nucleotides. It is a transcript of the gene FOXI3, whose product is annotated as forkhead box I3. The coding region runs from base 1 to 1212 and encodes 403 amino acids. Gene Ontology annotation, biological process: anatomical structure morphogenesis; cell differentiation; regulation of transcription by RNA polymerase II. The transcript has 3 exons. Lineage: Eukaryota; Metazoa; Chordata; Aves; Passeriformes; Muscicapidae. Gene Ontology annotation, molecular function: DNA-binding transcription factor activity, RNA polymerase II-specific; RNA polymerase II cis-regulatory region sequence-specific DNA binding. The record is from RefSeq and is a predicted model, not a curated record.